This is a messenger RNA of Notodromas monacha, 2630 nucleotides long. The record is from the annotation of a GenBank genome assembly. Lineage: Eukaryota; Metazoa; Arthropoda; Ostracoda; Podocopida; Cyprididae.
AUGGCGACGAACAAAGACGAGGUGACGUUAUUACCGAACUUCGAUGUCAAUGGAAAUGGUGGUGUUGUUUGGACAUCGCUGGAAAAGAAUGGUCGUCUGCCAUGUGAAUGGGAGGGUGGUGCCGUUUCUUUGGCAUUCUCUUUGAGCCGGGAAACCCGUUUCCGGACGAUUGAAAUGGCCGUAGCAUGGCAUAACCCACGUGUGAAGUUUCCUUUUGCCUCUGCCGAUGCGAAUUGCACGCGUCGACACGUCCGAUGGUUCUCUUCUGCGAAGGAAAUAAUUACCUAUUCACUCGCUAAUUAUGCGCAGUGGGAGUCCGAAAUUGAUGCUUGGCAGAAUCCCAUUCUGAAGGAUCCAAAAUUACCUACUUGGUUCAAGUCGGCUUUAUUUAAUGAACUGUAUUAUGUGGCUGAUGGUGGCGCAGUGUGGGUUGACUGCGAUCGGGAGAUGACAUCGAAAUUAGAAGAUGGCGAUCCACGGAAAGAGUUUGGUCGAUUCGUUUACCUGGAGAGCCACGAGUACAUCAUGUACAACACCGUCGAUGUGCACUUCUACGCAUCCGCUUCAUUUGGCCAGCUCUGGCCCGGCUUGGAGCUCUCCAUGAUGGUGGAUGUGGCGGAAGCUGUGCCUGUUCAAGACAAGUCAGUUGUUUGGUACCACUCCAGUGGUGGUCGACUUCAACGCAAGUACGUCAACUCCGUCCCGCACGAUUUGGGUUGUCCCGGCGAAAGUCCAUGGGAGAAGACGAACGCGUACCUGAGUCACAACACGGCGGAGUGGAAGGACCUGAACCUUAAAUUUGUACUGGAAUCGUACCGGGCCUACUCGACAUGUUUCCCGAGUCUCGAGCAAGGCCCGAAUCAGGCCUGGUUCCUGGCCAAAGUCUGGCCCAUGUGUCUGUCUGUGAUGCGGAAAGCCGAGGACCACUGGGACAAGGACAAAGACGGCAUGAUUGAGAAUGACCCGCAUCAUCCGGACCAGACCUAUGACAUGUGGGUCAUGGAUGGUCCGAGUGCGUAUUGCGGCAUUUUGUGGGUUUGCAGUCUGUUUUCCAUGUGGAAGAUGGCAGGUGUGAUUGGGGAUGAAGAAGAAUCGAGCAAGUAUGCUGCCCUGAUGAGCAAGGCCGUGGGAGCGUUGGAUGCGCAGUUGUGGAAUGGGUCAUACUACGACUUUGACUCUUCGAGUGGUGAUCGGAGACGCACAAUUAUUGCUGACCAGCUGUCGGGACUGUGGUCUUUGCUCAUUGGUCUCGAGUCAUGGGAUCGCGCUUCGGUUGCGAUCGAAGCACCGCUGAGUCCGGCGCUGAACCGGAGCAGAAUCGCGAGCAUUCUGAAGACAGUUUUUGAAAACAAUGUGGAAAAAUGGAUGGGUGGGGAAAUGGGUGCCGUUAAUGGGUUCUCGCCAGUCUCGGGCCGGCCGGACAUCACAGCAGCUCAGGCUGAAGAAACGUGGACUGGCGUGAAUUAUGCUUUGGCGUCGAUUAUGCUCCUUUAUGGAAUGGAUCGGGAAGCUUUUCAAACAGCCAAGGGUAUUUAUACGACGGUGUACGACAAGAGUGGACUGGGUUUCCAGACGCCAGAAGCGCUGACAGCUGACAAGUACUACAGGGCUCCGGGCUACAUGCGUCCCCUGAGCAUAUGGUCCAUGCACACUGCCUAUUGUUUGAGGAGCCAGGCGAAGGAAGAAGCUAAGGACUGAUUAUUUUCAUCAACUGCGAUAAGACUUUUUUCUUCUAUCGAUAUUCAAAACUUUUUUUUUUUCAACUGAGCUUUUCGAUUGGUGGUAUUUUAUUUGAAUGGUCGAUUUGAGAGCACUUUCCCUAGUAUUAGGUGAGUGUUCGUAACAGAUGCGUAUCCUUUUCACUCAAGAAUACGCUUCUUUAUCCUUUCGGGUGCUCAAAAAAAAAAUCGGUUGCUGUCUUUGCUCGCUUCUUACUUGUAUAAUCUAAUCCAAAUGGUUCGCAUAUCCUCUUUUGAAGAGUCGAGGAUGUAAUAAUAUUCAUUUCUAAGUAAAUUUGUACAUCCAGGUUUUCUUUUGAAAGAAUGCAUGCCCACAAUUUGGAUGCAUGUUUUAAAGUAAAACUGUGGUGAAAUCAUCCGUGGAAAAGAUUUGACUGCAUAAUUUGUUUGAAAAAAUUACGCAUUUCUGGUAGUAAAUACAGCAUUUCUUCUAUGAUUCAAUUCAAAAAUUAAUUUUUGAAAUACUCCGAUUUUCAAUUCACGAAGCUAGAAAAGAUGUGUAGGCACUGAGGUUGUGAUUUUGUUAAAUUUCGUCCAAUUGUCCUUGUGUUGUUUGAGCAAUUUGUAUCACAUUUUGUGAUUUCUCGCGUUUUUACCUAAAGGGACGUGGGAAGAUUAGGAAGAAAGAAAGACAUUCCUCAAGGAGCUUGUUUAUUUUGUUUAAAAUAUCUAAAGGAACAAAAAAGAAACGAAAUUGUUCUUGUGCAGCGAGUACUCGAACCGCCUUUCACCUGUGAUUAAAAUUGUUUUGGGCAAUUAUUUUUUACACGAGCCUCAUCUUGAGGUUGUUCGAAGUGUUUUUUGCUUUCUAUUUCGCGUUUUGAAUCUUUCUCAAGCCUCAUUUUUCUGGGAAAUCGUUGGGAAAGAUAAAGUUUGAUUAUUGGAAUCAUG